Messenger RNA from Myzus persicae (green peach aphid), 2879 nucleotides. Its product is annotated as leucine zipper transcription factor-like protein 1. The coding region runs from base 1600 to 2412 and encodes 270 amino acids. Lineage: Eukaryota; Metazoa; Arthropoda; Insecta; Hemiptera; Aphididae. The transcript is spliced from 7 exons. The record is from RefSeq and is a predicted model, not a curated record. Gene Ontology annotation, biological process: negative regulation of protein localization to cilium. Gene Ontology annotation, cellular component: cytoplasm.
CAACUUCGAGCCACGACCGAUGCGGCUGGAACACGUCUCCGCUGAACUUCGGACUCCGAUGCGUAUUUCGGUUAAACUGAAAACUAGGUAAACCAGAAGAGAACCUGUAAAGUUCGACAUACCGUCGCACCCGAUACACUAACGGAGCCGGCGAUUCGACGACAUAAGUCUAUGCCAAAUAUCGUCACUGUUUGUCCGGCUGCAGGCGACACCAUAAGAUCAGUUCUACAUAGCAGCCGACCAAGCAGCUUAACUUGCCCGACGCCGAGAUGCUCGUGAUCUGAACGAACAGCCAGCUAGCCCGCCGCAGAUUUUUUUGGCGAACUUCGCAGAACCGUCGUACCGCUCUUAUAUGACGUCAUUGGUCGACAAAGCUGUACAUUCUCCAGCAGUAGAACAAGCAGCAAAGACGAGGAUCGAUUGACGCAGAAGCGAUGCUCCUCCUCACCCAACGUCUCUGUAUAUAGUUUGGACAGGCGGGCGAUCCGGUGCCGUCUUCAGCGGUAACCCGGAACCGGUUACGGUUACCCACAGUGGUUGCAACGUUGUUAGUGGUCAGAAGAUUUGUUCCGGUUGAGGUGACUCCUUGACAUUGUUAUAUUUAUGGCUGUAAGUUUUCUAGCCAUCGCAGGUCAGCCUACAAAUUCCGCGAACUUUACGCGUCGAAAAAACUUCAGGUGUGCCGGCCGAAAACAGGAACGAUCCAACGGCAACAGGUUGCAUCGGUGCUCAAAAGUACGCAAAAAGCGCGAUUAGCUGGUGUACACAGUACACGUGAGAAGUCUUGGAUAAGUCUGUGGAUAAAAAACAUAUAGCAAUAAACUGGUCAUCCUAUAAACGGCGAAUCAAAACAUGCUUCGGAAGAAUCGCUUCGUCCGGCUCCACAUUGUGCGACGCCAUUUGGGUCAAACGGGUUCCGCGGCCACCUCCUGAUUGUCGACCAGUCCAAAACUUAUAUGUAUGUUCGGCGCGGAAGAGCAUCGCCUCAGCGUCGAACUGCCUUCGAGUUCGUAGCUCUCCCGGACGUCCGACGAAGCCGCCGGAAGUUCCGUCGCCGGCACGGACGUACAGUAGGUGGUGUCGAUUCCUUUCGGAGUAGCCACUACAGGGGGAGUUCACAGCAUCGUUCACCAGCGACAUAAUAUAAUACUUGCACUUCGGGCCUGCGUAGUUGGCUACAAAUAUCUUUCGAUCCGGUGGGCUGGCUGGCCUUUCAUUGAGUCCGAGCACAUCGGCGUCGGAUAGGUAACGGGGGCUGGUGAAUUGGUCGGCCGAGACUGUCAAAGGCGUACACCUACCCUAUUGAUCUCAGCGUCACUGCAAAUGGUCGAUGGCCCACUGUGGAAAUGUUAGGCAUUUUAUGUCUUAUAAUCGCCGGCCCGGCUCCAGGCGGUAUAUGAAACUUGGCCGAUCGGAGAUCUUUAAAUAUACCUUCAUGUGUUAUUUCGCUGUCCGACAACUGCAUUAUGGUUUUGUCUUCAUGGUACAUCAAACUAUUUUGGUUCAAUUCUUUUUAAUAUUGUACCUAUAUAAUUGUAGGAAGGAGAUAUUUCAGUAAAUGAACACCAUAGAAAUGUCAUUGAUAGUUAUGUAGAAUUUAUGGGUCACCAAAAAAAACAAUCUAUUAUAUUAAUUAAAAAAGCAUUUGAAGAAGUCUUCAAAACAAAUUUAUUAGAUGAAACAUACACAAAAGAAGAAGUGAAAAAUAUAUUAAACGGUUUAGAAAGAACAAUAACAAAUGAAAUAAAAUGUGAAUUAUCUGCAUAUACAAGCACCAAUCUCCUAAUGAUGUAUCAAUUUUUUCAACAAGCUGAAAAAUGGCAUUUAAGGCUCAAUGUAGAUAUAUCUGAAAUACAAAACAAAGAACUGUUACAAGAAAUGGAAAAAAUAGAAACAAGUUCUAACAUGAUGAACCGAGCUUUAGAAAAAAAGAAGCUUUUGAGUACUCAUGAUCACAUUACAAAUGAUUUUGCUGAAGUGUUGCAAAAAAGAUUAAACCAGCUAGAAACCCACAAUUCUAAAUUGGAAGCAGAUUUAAAAACUUUAGAAGAUAAUUGUAAUAAAUUGAAUAGUGAAAAAGAAGCAUUGAAAUUACUUACCAAAAAAGAAGACAAACAAGGAGAUCCGCAAAAAAGUUUAGUUGAAAUUGAAGUACAAACUCAAAAUAUUUUUGACGAUAAUACUAAUAAUCAUGAUGAAUGUAAAACAACAGUGAAUCAGUUAGAAAAUAAAUUGUUGAUUGCGCAAUCACAAUUAACAUUAACAAAUUUGGAGUUGGACAGAAAAUUUAAUGACACUGCUGCAUACAUUAACAUGAAGAAUAUAAUUGCCAAAAAAAACGAACAGGUUCGAGAACUAAGAGAUCGUUUGCUUAUUUACGAGAAAGAAGACAACCAAGAUAAUGUUGUAUGAUUGAAAUUACAAUUAGUUAAUAAAGUAGGCUGUUUGAAAUAUUGAAUAUAGAUUCAUUUAAAAAUGUUCAAUUACAUAGUACUGCAGUAAGCUCACUAUUUUGUUGGCUCAGUGGCGAGCGAUCAGAUCAAGCGGUGAUAGGCCAGAGCGCUGCAGAAGUAAUUAUACUGGCUACCACCAGCUACCUAUAUCAAAAAAGAGUUGUACUAUUGAUUAAAUCCAUUAUACAAUAGUUGAGGUACUGAUAGCGAUAUUAUUAUAAGGGCAAUUUAAUUUUGUAAGUCGUGACACACUGGGGUCGCGCGCCUCCACCGUUAUAAGCUGGAGACGCGCGACAGUUCUUUUUUCGCCGUUACCGCGGAUACGACGCAAUAAUGUGUCGCUGACGACUGCCGUAGCUUUAAGCCGUAAUGCCGUAACAAUGUUAUACAUAUUAACUUUUCCUAGUAAUAAACUGUUUUAUAUGA